Messenger RNA from Chlamydomonas reinhardtii, 948 nucleotides. RefSeq lists its product as uncharacterized. Lineage: Eukaryota; Viridiplantae; Chlorophyta; Chlorophyceae; Chlamydomonadales; Chlamydomonadaceae. The transcript is spliced from 3 exons. Gene Ontology annotation, biological process: post-translational protein targeting to membrane, translocation; protein targeting. The record is from RefSeq and is a predicted model, not a curated record. Gene Ontology annotation, cellular component: Ssh1 translocon complex; membrane. Bases 153 to 359 code for a protein of 68 amino acids. Gene Ontology annotation, molecular function: transmembrane protein transporter activity.
AUAGCGCUGCGGCGCCCUGCACAUAUACACUCGUUCGCUGCUACUUGCCAUAACAUACGCUUGUGCCCAAAGUCAGUCCAUCUGGGACGCGCCCGAAGUCAACUCGAGAUCGUGUUUAGUCGCUUCUGUCUCUCUUCCCAACACCAGCAACCAUGGAUCUGGGUGAUGUCGUGGUCAAGCCUGUGAAGGAUUUUGCCAAGAACAGUGCUCGCCUGGUGAAGCGCUGCACCAAGCCCGAUCGGAAAGAGUUCAUGAAGGUGUGCUCGCGCACGGCCGUGGGCUUCAUCGUCAUGGGCUUUAUCGGCUUCUUUGUGAAGCUCCUCUUCAUUCCCAUCAACCAGGUCAUCAUGAGCUCCUAAGGACGCAACGCCUGGAGCAGGCCAUGAUUGGAGCAUUAUCAUUAGACCAGCGACAGCUUGCGGUGAAGCAGCUUGGUGGCUUUCAUCUGCCGGUCAUUGCCGGUUGUGACUGGUUCACUGAAAGCAUGACGUACGACGCGCGUGUACGCUUGCUGAUUCUCGAAUAGGCGUGAGCGUAGGCAGGAGCAAAAUCUAUACAUCCGCUCGUUAGACACUAGCUAGAACGUGGGGCAGUGACUCCACGGUGACACCUUGACUGCUGACAAGGAUGACGAAACACUCGUUACUGUUUGGACGACGUCAGUAUUUAUGACCCCUCGUAUAGACGAGGGAUGGGUGCUAUGUACUUGCAGCGCCAUGAAGCGCAGGAGGUUUUGUUGUGGCUCAUGCCACCGGGUUUUGAACGGCUUCUGUAAGGAGUAUUUAAGCCGAACACGUGCGGCAUGGCCUCGCUGGACGACCUGGGGUGUGCGAUGGGACAGUGGUAAGUGAAGUCCCGUAGGGUGCAGCUGAUUCCCAAACCUCAGCUGGACGACCUUGGGUGCGAUGAGGGCGAAGCCAAAAUGGCAACGGCGCGGUUUAAGGGUGC